AUGGAAUGGGGCGCACUGCUCCAAACACUUGAACAUUCCCAUCGGGUAUGCUCUGUUGCAUUCUCUAUAGAUGGACAGCUGGUGGCAUCGGGCUCUUCAGAUAAAACGGUCAAAGUAUGGGACACGUUCACGGGGAAUUUACAAAAGAUACUUGAUCAUCCAGAUUGGGUAAGAGCUGUAGCAUUUUCACCAGACAACAAGCUACUAGCUUCUGGGUUAAGCGAUGGUACCAUCAGGCUAUGGGAUACAAUCAUAUGGCGUGAAACAGAACAAACCUUAAAGGGUCAUGCUGACUAUGCUACAACUGUUACCUUCUCGCCUAAUGGCCAGUUGGUGGCAUCGGGGUCACAUGAUAAGACAGUCAAGCUAUGGAAAGUGACCCCAGGGAAGGAGGAGCCAAGCCUGGACUGUCACUCAGAGCCAAUAGAAGGUGUGAUACUUUCACCGGAUGGUCGGUUGGUGGCAACCUACUCUUUGGAUUCCACAGUCACAUUAUGGGCUGCAGAGAAUGGGAAACUGAUGCGAACCCUCAAAGGCCACCACGAGGAAGUGACAGCAGCUGCCUUCUCUCCAAGCAGCAAGCUACUCGCAUCCAGUUCAACUGAUUGGACAGUCAGAAUAUGGAUACCGAGAACGGGCAACAGAAAUGGAAUUUCGACCAUGGUAGUACAAUUCUAUGUCUGGUCUAUUUCUUUGCAGAAAACCAAGUGCUGGCUACAGAUUUCGGGCAAAACACAUUUCGAAUAUGGAAUACAGAAACAGGACACCCUGAACAGACUGUGGGCAGUACCUACGAUCCUCGCAUUCGAAGUAUCUUUGGCACCAAUCAUUCAAACCAAGACAUGUCUGCCAAAUGCAAGAUCUCUCUUGAAGACGAGUGGAUUGUUAUUAAUGAAAAGAGAAGUAUUUGGCUGCCCCCAGAAUACCGAACCAACUUAUUAGACAACGUAUGGGUAACUCGAGAGAAUGCUCUUAUAAUUGGGGCUCAAUCCGGUCGUGUCUACUUCGUUUGGUUUGAUCCAGAUGCAUUGACAGAUGUAUGAUAUGCUGACAGAACCCCAGGAGGACGAAUAUCCUCAAGUCCUGCAAAACCAGAUUAUCUUCACGUGUUUGUGUUUUCCUUUCUCUCUAUUCUAUCUUGACCUCCUGGUAUUUUUCUUUUUUCCGUUUCACAGUACACAUUUGAUCGAAAAAUGCACAUCUGCAGCAGGUCCAAGCGCCGUACAAUGCUCCAUUCACGCUGAGCAUCGUGUACAAGCCUAGACAUACCGGAUUAAUUGAAAUAAAAUGUGUUGGAUGAGUUGUGCUGGAUGGGAACGUACCUACUUUCUUCAUGUUAAGAGAAGAAUACGGAGCAAUGCUACAAAUUUUUAGAAAUUGGACAUCAUUGUAUUUCCUUUCCCCUAC
Aspergillus eucalypticola CBS 122712 is the source of this 1407-nucleotide messenger RNA. Its product is annotated as WD40 repeat domain-containing protein. Gene Ontology annotation, cellular component: precatalytic spliceosome. Lineage: Eukaryota; Fungi; Ascomycota; Eurotiomycetes; Eurotiales; Aspergillaceae. Gene Ontology annotation, molecular function: protein binding. The record is from RefSeq and is a predicted model, not a curated record. Gene Ontology annotation, biological process: mRNA splicing, via spliceosome. The transcript is spliced from 2 exons. Bases 1 to 942 code for a protein of 313 amino acids.